CCAUCUAUCACGAUCCCAUCCUCAAAGCCACACCCAUGGCCUUCACAGCAAAAUGGGAGUGUGAAAUUGGAAUCACGUAAUCACCCGUGCAGGUUAUCACCGGGGAGCAGCUCGUGAGUUUACACAGUCGUACUCAGUGCACGCGGCCAGCCAGACAGGCAGGAGGACUUCUCUGCCUCUUGAAGCCUAUAGCCAGUUAGCCCGGUUGAGAGUAUAGGGCUACAGCCUAUGCAUUUAUAAUUUGGAUAUUUUGGAUAUACUUUUAAUAAGAUAAUUGUACUUUUAUUUCUCAAAAGAAUGCAGAACUCAUCAAGAAGAUCCCUGGCACCGGUGCGUCUCCAACCCUUCUGACAGAAGCCUCUGAGCAGAAUUGGAAAAAGAAAGUGGGACCAAAUCUAAUAUAACCUUCCCAGACAAAAAAUUACCAUGCUCGGAGAGAGAGAGAGAAACGCCUUUCCUUCCCCCAAGGACGCCCCCCGCCCGGAGGAGAGGAGAAAGUCCCCGGUGGUGGGCGCAGAUGACCCGGCAAUGGCCGGCAGCGCUAGCCGAUACACGGACGGACUCGGGUCAGACCGCUAUUAUAUCUCACCCCCAUCCAAGCAAACUGUAGACAUGGCGAGUCCAUGUUCGUUAUUCCCUUAUUCCCAGUCCAAUACCGUUUACACGGCAUCCGGCGGAUCCAGGUAUUCGACCUCGCUUCACUUCAGCUCGGUGUUGCCUCCCGCGGGAUUCUCCUCCGCGGUGUGCGCCGGGCGCAGUCAGUUUGGCUCGGCCUACCAGUUAGGACAGGGUGGAUGUCUCUACCCUCCAUACAGUACAGGGUCCGGGAUCGGCACAAUGCCCCUACCCUCAGGCACCGGGGUGAGGGCUCAGGUCUACCUCUGUAACCGGCCUCUCUGGCUCAGGUUCCACCGUCAUCAGACCGAGAUGAUCAUCACCAAACAGGGCAGGCGGAUGUUCCCGUUCCUGAGUUUCAACCUGACGGGUCUGAAUCUCUCUGCUCAUUACAACGUGUUUGUGGAGGUCGUGCUCGCUGACCCCAACCACUGGAGGUUCCAAGGCGGGAAAUGGAUCACCUGUGGAAAGGCAGACAAUAAUAUGCAUGGAAACAAAAUGUAUGUCCAUCCUGAAUCUCCCAACACGGGAGCACACUGGAUGAGACAAGAGAUCUCCUUCGGCAAACUGAAGCUCACCAACAACAAAGGAGCCAGCAACAACAACUCACAGAUGAUAGUCCUUCAGUCUCUUCAUAAGUAUCAGCCGCAGCUGCACAUUGUUGAGGUGACAGAGGGGGUGGAGGACAUGAGCAGUGACCCAAAGACCCAGACCUUCACCUUCCCUGAGAACCAGUUUAUAGCCGUCACUGCUUAUCAGAACACUGAUAUCACACAACUGAAAAUUGACCACAACCCUUUCGCAAAAGGAUUCAGGGAUAACUACGAUUCGAUGUACACUGCUCCAGAGGGUGACCGACUAACCCCCUCCCCCACCGACUCCCACCGCUCCCACCAGAUCGUCCCAGGUGCCCGCUACGCCAUGCAACCUUUCUUCCAGGACCAGGUCAUCAACAACCUGUCCCAGAACCGCUUCUACAACAGUGAGAGGACAGUACCCCAGACCAACAGCCUCCUUUCCCCCCAGCCAGAGGACAGCGCCUCCCAGAGGUGGUUUAUCUCCAUGCAGCAGGGAGGAGCUGGUCCCAACAAGCUGGAUCUCAGUUCCUAUGAAGGGGACUACUCCAGCAGCCUGCUCCCCUAUGGUAUCAAGUCCCUGCCUCUACAGACCCCCCACGCUCUCACCUACUACCCCGACUCUCCCUUCUCCUCCAUGGCAGCAGGAUGGGGGUCUAGAGGAUCUUACCAGAGAAAGGUGACCGCGGGCCUGCCCUGGUCCCCUAGACCCAGCCCCACUGGGUUCCCAGAGGACCAGCUGUCUGGGCCCGACAAAGACAAGGCUCAGGAGGACGAGAUCAGCAGUAAUGGUGGUAACGUAGCUUCGGCGUGGACUGAUACUCACUCCUCCACUCUGAGCCUGGAGAAGGCUGACUCUGGGAACAUGGUGUGUAAGAGGAGACGUACGUCUCUGAGUGGACCCGGCACAGAGAACUCCCCCACUAUAAAGUGUGAGGAUCUGACUGCCACCGACACCUACAGCAAAGACUCCUCCGUUUCUAAAAGCAUGGCUUACUAUUCCUUCUACACAAGCCCUUAA
This is a messenger RNA of Coregonus clupeaformis (lake whitefish), 2211 nucleotides long. Its product is annotated as eomesodermin. Gene Ontology annotation, biological process: positive regulation of DNA-templated transcription; regulation of transcription by RNA polymerase II; CD8-positive, alpha-beta T cell differentiation involved in immune response. Gene Ontology annotation, molecular function: DNA-binding transcription factor activity, RNA polymerase II-specific; RNA polymerase II cis-regulatory region sequence-specific DNA binding. NCBI's taxonomy places the organism in Eukaryota, Metazoa, Chordata, Actinopteri, Salmoniformes, Salmonidae. Bases 427 to 2211 code for a protein of 594 amino acids. Gene Ontology annotation, cellular component: nucleus. The record is from RefSeq and is a predicted model, not a curated record. The transcript is spliced from 6 exons.